AUUAUUUGUGAGACAACUUUCCGUGGUGUUUAUGAACACCGGGCGCUGCAGAGAACAUCACGAUAGUGCAUUGACAGCAGUCGAUAAAUAAGGCGGAGGAUGUCUGCAGCUGCUCUCCGUUUGAUCCGCUGUCGGAGACUGAGCACAGCUGGGUCGCCUGGAGUAAGGAAAGUGCCUCUGUGGAAAGAUUUAAGAAAGGUUGCUAAAGUAACUGCUGCAGUUGUCUCUGGGGGCUGUCUUUUUAUCACUUAUGAAGUGGUGGCCUUGGACAAGGCUGUGACCAUUGAUACUAGUGCAAUUCUUCAGGAAAAGUACAAGUCUUACAUCUAUCUGAGAGCCACUCCUUCAGAUGAGAAGGACAACCUUACUGCAGGGCUCACACACAAAGCAAGGAGGGAACUUCACAAAGCAGCAAGGCGGUUUCUGGAAUUAUCCUCGAGGGUUUUGCUGCAAUCACUAGACGAGCACUUCAGCCAUCUAGAUGCAGACCCCCAUGAGGUGGCAUUAUGGGCCUUACUGAAGAGGACAAUGUCACCCAAUAAAGCCAUCAGAGUGCAGGCUGUUCAGGAGCUGGCAGAGAAUCACCACUGGCAGGACUACCAGUACCAGACAGCAGCCCAGAUUAUAGACCAGCGGACAGCAGUGGGUCUGGCCCGGACCCCUAAGGUAGACCUUCGAUUCUUCCUGCGUUCACCUGCACUGCCUGAACUGAAGAACAAUUUGUCGGCAGAGGACGGACUGAGACAGCUACUGGCGUCUCUGCCUCAGUCUGAGGUGGAUAAAUGUGUUCAGUACUUCACAUCCCUGGCCCUCAGAGAGAGCACCCAGUCCCUGGCAGCACAACGGGGCGGUCUGUGGUGUUUUGGAGGGAAUGGACUGCCUUACGCACAGAGCCUCACCUCCGUUCCCUCUGAGAAGGUGGAAUCCUUUUGCCUACAGGCACUGGUACAGCACUCAAAGGUAGAGAGCCACUGUGAACACAUAGUUUCCAACGGGGGUCUGCAGCUCCUCCAGAGGGUUUAUCAGCUUCGUAAAGACUCCCUGAAGAUCCAGAGGAACAUUGUUCGAAUCAUAGGAAAUUUGGCGCUCAAUGAAAGUGCUUACCAGGCCAUUUCCCAGUCUGGCUGGAUAUCUGUGCUGGCUGAGAUGAUGCAGUCUCCUCAUGUCAUGCAGGCGUCUCAUGCAGCUCGCGCUCUCGCCAACCUGGAUAGGGAGACGGUGAAAGAGAAAUACCAAGACGGCAUCUAUAUCCUCCACCCUCAAACACGUGACAACCAGCCAAUCAAAGCUGACGUGCUCUUCAUCCAUGGGAUUCUCGGGGCAGCUUUUAAGACUUGGAGGCAAAAGGACCGUAAUGGGUUAGAGGAAGAGACAGAAAGCAAGGAUGACUACACUGAGUGCUGGCCGAAGUCAUGGUUGGCUGCUGACUGUCCCAAUCUGAGAGUGCUAUCAGUGGAGUAUGACAGUCACCUCAGUGACUGGAUGGCCAAGUGUCCUGUUGAGAAUCAGAGAAAGUCCUUGGCCUACAGAAGUCGAGAGCUGCUAAAGAAGUUAAAGCUGGCUGGAGUCGGAGAGAGACCUGUGGUCUGGGUAGCCCACAGUAUGGGAGGAUUGCUUGUGAAGAAAAUGCUGCUGGAUGCCUCUGAGGACCCAGAAAUGCAGGCACUGUUAAACAACACCAAGGGCAUUAUGUUCUAUAGUGUUCCUCACCAUGGCACCUUUAUGGCAGAGUACUCGGUCAAUGUCAGAUAUCUCCUCUUUCCCUCUGUAGAAGUCAGAGAACUUUGUAAAGACUCACCAGCACUGCGCAAUCUGAAUGAGAACUUCCUGGAUAUGGCAAAAGAAAAGGAAUUUAAGGUGCUGAGCUUUGCAGAGACGCUGCCAACCAACAUCGGUCCAAUGAUCAAGAUCCUAGUGGUGCCAACACAGUCAGCAAAUCUCGGCAUCGGGGAGCUCAUCGAGGUGGACGUAGAUCAUCUCAACAUCUGCAAGCCAGAGAAGAAGGACUCCUUUCUGUACAAGCGCAGCCUCCAGUUCAUCCUGGAAGCUCUGCAGAGCUACAUCAGCCACUGACUAAAAUAUAUGAACAUAAACACACCGAUAAACUUUUUACUUGAAAUGGGGUAGAGCCAGACACCCAUCCCCUUUAAACCAAAUGGAAACAUAACUGCCUUUCCUUGUUGUACAUUUACAUAAACAACCACUAAUGUGAUCAUAGUAUAAAUAGUGAAAUUAAUUAUAACUUACACAUCAAAUUGUAAAGAGUAGUCAGUUGUGAAAUAUUGGGUGCUAUUUAGUUUUCUAGUCAUCCUUUUAGAUUGGUCUCUCUCACAUAGAGUAUUUUUAAAAUCAUUGACAUUUUUGAAAGAUCCAAAUUACGAGUUUCAGAUCAUUCAAAUGUAUAAUAUAUUUUAAUGGCACUUUUACUUACCAGUUUGACAUAUGGCACAUUAUGGUCAUUCAAAAUGUACAUUAAGAUGCACUGACUUGUCUUUGCCACUCAUGCCAAUCAGUAUUUUUGACGAGUGGUAUUAGAUUCUAUUUUUUAAAUUGUUUUAUUUAACUCUUAUUCAAGUAUGUGUGUCAUAUUGUUGGCCAAAACAUGUUCCUUCCUGAACUUUACCUCAAAUGGACCUGUUGUUAUAAUUUCAGGUUGCUUUAUUCAUUUGUACAGGACUAAUCAGGCAAUUGGUUUUCAAUCUCCAUGUGUUUAUUGUCCAAAUUGCCACAAGCAAUGCUGACUAUGAAUAAAUGUAUCAAGUUGGA
Molecule: messenger RNA, 2766 nt
Organism: Gymnodraco acuticeps
Lineage: Eukaryota; Metazoa; Chordata; Actinopteri; Perciformes; Bathydraconidae
Gene: serac1
Product: serine active site containing 1
Exons: 17
Coding region: 100-2073 (657 amino acids)
Source: RefSeq, a predicted model, not a curated record